AUGAAGUUGGAAAACAAUAAUCCAUCAAUCUCUAUUGGAGGGCUGGAACCGCAGACAAACGAUCAUGAUGUGUCUUCUCUGGACAGGGACUCUGGCUUGGAUACUGGCGGUGCAAAAGAGAUCGUCUAUCUCAAGGGCAUCCGCUUCGUGAUGCUUGCCUCAUUAAUAGGCAUCAUGGUCUUCAUUAGAAUUGGUAUUGCACAGUGGCUUGGUGCUGAAGUCUUCGCUACUGUCGGAUAUGAUGACAAAAAGAAGCUGUUCAUGGAUCGAUUUGGCAUCCCUGCCGACCAUAUCUUCUACAGCCGCAAUACAUCUUUUGCGAAGGGCGUCAUGCGCAUGACCAAUGACUACGGCGUCGACGUGAUACUCAAUUCACUGUCUGGAGAGGAACUCAAAGCAAGGUGGGAAUGUAUCGCCCCUUAUGGACGCUUCGUGGAAAUCGGAAAAGCAGAUAUCAUCUCCAACUCCUCCCUGCCAAUGUCCUGUUUCGCCAAGAACAAAAGUUUUGCUGCUGUGGAUCUCGUCCACAUAUUAGAAUCGAGGCCGAAGUUAAUCACUCAGAUGAUGAAACGUCUUCUGGACCUACUUUCUCAAGGCAUCAUCAGCGGUCCCGACCCCUUGCACAUAUUUGGUCUUCCAGAUGUCGAGAAAGCAUUCCGACUCAUGCAGAGCGGAACAAACACAGGACGAAUCAUAUUGAACAGUUCCAAAGAUGACCUGGUUCAAGAUUUUGAUCCAGUCGCAUCUUACAUCGUUGCGGGAGGGUUUGGUGGCAUUGGCCGCGCUAUUCUCACGUGGAUGGUAGGAAGAGGCGCAAAAAAUCUGAUCGUACCAUCCAGAUCUGGAGCUUCGACGCAGGCAGCCUUGGCAAUUAUUGGAGAGCUGGCAGGCAGAGGUGUGCGUAUGAUGGCGCCACGCUGUGAUGCAGCCUCUUCCAACGACUUGACGGCAUUGCUGCACAAUUGUACCACAGACAUGCCCCCCAUUAAGGGGUGCAUAAACGCUGCCAUGGUGCUUCAGGAUUCAGUAUCCGAGAAUAUGAGCUAUACGCAAUGGUCAACAACGAUCCAAUCAAAGGUAGCCACGAGCUGGAAUUUGCACUCAUUGCUGCCGCAAGACAUGGACUUCUUCAUCAUGCUCUCUUCAAUCGCCGGUGUUUGCGGAUCUCCCGGUCAGAGUCACUACGCGGCCGGGUGUUCAUUCCAAGAUGCACUGGCUCGAUACCGAUCUGCAACUGGAUGUCGAGGCUCAGUAUCUGUCGACAUCGGCCGCAUGCGCAACAUUGGCAUCAUCGCCGAGACCGAAGAGUACCGCCGGAAACGAAAUGACGGCGCCCACAUGUAUACCGUCGAAGAGCCCGAUUUCUUUGCAUUGCUGGAGCACUACUGCGAUCCUUGCUUAGGCGUUUUGCACACCGACCACAGCCAACGUAUUUUCUCGCGCUGGGAGAGACGCCGCACCACAUCUUCACCCCGACCACUCUUUGCCGGAUUCAAUGCACCCCAUUUGCACAACGGCAGCGGUAAGAACUCGGCCGUCUCCACGCAGGUGGACGUGGCAGCACUUUUCCAACAGGCGACUACGCCGGCUGAGCGCAGCGCCAUUGUGGUUGAAGCCAUAGCAGCAAAACUGGCACGAACGCUCGAGGUCGCACUAGAACAGAUUGAUCUCCAUGAUAGUCUCUCCCAUUAUGGAACUGAUUCUUUAAUGGUUGUUGAGCUGCGUAACUGGAUACACAGGGACUUUGGAGUUGGCGUUGCCGUCUUUGAGAUCAUGGGUGGAGCUAGCAUAAUGGCAAUCGGAGACCUUGUGGCCAGAAAGGCUGAUGAGGAGUAA
Messenger RNA from Pestalotiopsis fici W106-1, 1836 nucleotides. RefSeq lists its product as uncharacterized. NCBI's taxonomy places the organism in Eukaryota, Fungi, Ascomycota, Sordariomycetes, Amphisphaeriales, Sporocadaceae. Bases 1 to 1836 code for a protein of 611 amino acids. The record is from RefSeq and is a predicted model, not a curated record. The transcript has 6 exons. Gene Ontology annotation, biological process: fatty acid biosynthetic process; secondary metabolite biosynthetic process. Gene Ontology annotation, molecular function: oxidoreductase activity; fatty acid synthase activity; phosphopantetheine binding.